UUCUUUCUUCGGUUGUCCAUAAAUUGGACAUCAUUUAUUUUGAGUUUCAGACGCAAACUGUGCUUGUAAUUUUUUAAAAGUCAAUCUUUGUGUUCAUUUUUGAUCAUUAUCAAUAUGGCCGAGGCUGCUGCGAGCCAUGGAUGCAAUGAAGUCGCUGUCAACGUUAAAGAUGAUGAAAAUUCCCCUUGCCCUUCUGCCUGCAGAACUAAAAGAGACUUCAGCUUACAAUUUUCUGUGUCUUUCAUUCAGAAGAUUAUAGCUGAACUUUUGGGCACAUACUUUCUAAUUUUUGCUGGUUGUGCGGCUGUGGUGGUGAAUUCGGACAAUGAAAAGAUUGUGACACUGCCUGGGAUAUCAAUAGUGUGGGGACUGGCGGUGAUGGUGCUGGUUUACUCCGUUGGCCAUAUCUCUGGUGCCCAUUUUAAUCCUGCUGUCACUAUUGCUUUUGCAACCUGCAAGAGGUUUCCGUUGAAACAGGUACCAGCUUAUAUAACAGCCCAAGUUAUUGGAUCGACACUGGCGGCCGGAACCCUUCGAUUGCUCUUCCGUGGGAAGCAUGAUUACUUUGCAGGAACAGCACCGUCUGGGUCUGAUCUGCAGUCUUUUGUGAUUGAAUUCAUAAUCACUUUUUACCUCAUGUUUGUUGUAUCCGGAGUUGCCACUGACAACAGAGCGAUUGGAGAGCUUGCGGGGCUCGCUGUCGGUGCCACAGUGCUGCUUAAUGUGAUGUUUGCAGGGCCAAUAACGGGAGCUUCAAUGAACCCUGCAAGGAGCUUGGGACCUGCCAUUGUGUCAAACCAAUACAAGGGUAUAUGGAUUUACAUGAUUGCACCAGUUCUUGGGGCAAUUGCCGGGGCUGGGAUGUACAAUACGGUGAGGUACACAGAUAAGUCCUUACGGGAAAUUACAAAGAGUUCUUCAUUUCUAAAGAGCAUGAAUCAUGCCUAAAAGUUCAAUUAAAGAGUUUAAUUACAGAAUAAAAGUAAAAUAAAGUGGCACCUUGUUAUAUUUGGUGUUUCCUUUAA
Molecule: messenger RNA, 1025 nt
Organism: Mangifera indica (mango)
Lineage: Eukaryota; Viridiplantae; Streptophyta; Magnoliopsida; Sapindales; Anacardiaceae
Product: aquaporin NIP1-2-like
Exons: 5
Coding region: 115-948 (277 amino acids)
Biological process (GO): transmembrane transport
Cellular component (GO): membrane
Molecular function (GO): channel activity
Source: RefSeq, a predicted model, not a curated record